Molecule: messenger RNA, 846 nt
Organism: Rana temporaria (common frog)
Lineage: Eukaryota; Metazoa; Chordata; Amphibia; Anura; Ranidae
Product: 50 kDa spicule matrix protein-like
Exons: 1
Coding region: 1-846 (281 amino acids)
Source: RefSeq, a predicted model, not a curated record
AUGGUUGGUGGUGGAAGUCAGUCAUGGGUUGGAGAUGUGAUAGUUGGUGGAAGUCAGUCAUGGGUUGGAGGUGGGAUGGUUGGUGGAAGUCAGUCAUGGGUUGGAGGUGUGAUGGUUGGUGGAAGUCAGCCAUGGGUUGGAGGUGUGAUGGUUGGUGGUGGAAGUCAGUCAUGGGUUGGAGGUGUGAUGGUUGGUGGUGGAAGUCAGUCAUGGGUUGGAGGUGUGAUGGUUGGUGGAAGUCAGUCAUGGGUUGGAGAUGUGAUAGUUGGUGGAAGUCAGUCAUGGGUUGGAGGUGUGAUGGUUGGUGGAAGUCAGUCAUGGGUUGGAGGUGUGAUGGUUGGUGGAAGUCAGUCAUGGGUUGGAGGUGUGAUGGUUGGUGGAAGUCAGUCAUGGGUUGGAGAUGUGAUAGUUGGUGGAAGUCAGCCAUGGGUUGGAGGUGUGAUGGUUGGUGGUGGAAGUCAGCCAUGGGUUGGAGGUGUGAUGGUUGGUGGAAGUCAGCCAUGGGUUGGAGGUGUGAUGGUUGGUGGAAGUCAGCCAUGGGUUGGAGGUGUGAUGGUUGGUGGAAGUCAGCCAUGGGUUGGAGGUGUGAUGGUUGGUGGAAGUCAGUCAUGGGUUGGAGGUGUGAUGGUUGGUGGUGGAAGUCAGCCAUGGGUUGGAGGUGUGAUGGUUGGUUGGUGGAAGUCAGCCAUGGAGAAUGUUAGAGAUGUGAUGGUUGGUGGUGGAAGUCAGCCAUGGGUUGGAGGUGUGAUGGUUGGUUGGUGGAAGUCAGCCAUGGAGAAUGUUAGAGAUGUGAUGGUUGGUGGUGGAAGUCAGCCAUGGGUUGGAGGUGUGUUUGUCUCGUAUUGA